AUGUCGAGACUCGCAAGAAGAGGGCAGGACGUCAUAAAGGGCUCGUGGUCCGAGGCCGAGGACAACCAGCUCCGCCACCUCGUCGAAGCCUGCACAUGCAACUGGUCCGCCAUUUCUCAAAUCAUGCACGGCCGCUCCGCCAAGCAGUGCCGCGAACGCUGGGUUCAGAAUUUGCGUCCCGACAUCGACCACGGCCCCAUGACUCCACCCGAGUGCGCCUUCAUCACCGCCUGGGUCGACAAGAUCGGCCAGAAAUGGGCUGAAAUCGCCCGACGCCUCCACGACGAGGGCAUCGGCAACCGCAGCGACAACGCGGUCAAGAACUGGUACAACGGUACCCGCAACCGUCAGAAGCGCACCGCUGCUCGCCAGCAACGGCAGUCCUCGACACGAGGCCGCGCGGUGCCUCCGGCACCACUGAACUUGAGCCAGCCGCAGCGUGAGCUGCCUCCGCCCGUAAACGGCCAGGCUACGCCCACGACACCCGUCAACGGCGACUACGGCUACGCCGCUCACGCCUCUCACGCCUCCCACACUUCUCACCACUACUCGGCGUACCCCCGCCAUGCCGCCCAUGACCGCAGCCCCUCCGCCGGUCCCCAGCUACCGCCACUGCAGGACGCCCUUGCCCGUGACCGCAGCCACGACUGCUCCUGGCCGAACCCGUACUAUCAGCAGCCGCCAAUGGCCUUGCACAGCAGCACCAACGCCCCGUUCUCGCACUCGCACUUUCAGCAGCAGCAGCAGCAGCAGCAGCGUUUCUCGGACCGCCGCAACUCCGCCUACACCACCGUUGGCUCGCCCCGCAGCGACGCCACCGAGCACCACUACGUCCCGUCGCUGAUUUCGGAUGCUGGGUCGCCCCCGUCCGCCCGCGAGUCGCCCACGCACGCACCCGCUUCGCCCAACUCGGCCAUCCCGCCCAUGUCGACUCUGCCCGCACCCAACGCCAUAGCCGAGAAGGAAAUGGCCGCCCACAAUCUCCACAGCCUCCGCUACCGCCGGUCUUCGUCAUCCAUGGUUCGCUCCUGGAGCAGCCGCUCGGACGAGCAGUACCAGUACCUGCCGCUCCCGCAGCCGCAGAUCCAGAAGCCGCGCUUGCCGCCGCCUGUCCCCAUGGAGCCGUCCGUCUUGCCUGGUCGGCCCAGCAGCAGCGGACGUGCCAUGGACCUGAACAGCAUGCUCAACCUCUAG
Molecule: messenger RNA, 1194 nt
Organism: Sporothrix schenckii 1099-18
Lineage: Eukaryota; Fungi; Ascomycota; Sordariomycetes; Ophiostomatales; Ophiostomataceae
Exons: 2
Coding region: 1-1194 (397 amino acids)
Biological process (GO): positive regulation of transcription by RNA polymerase II; mitotic cell cycle
Cellular component (GO): nucleus
Molecular function (GO): RNA polymerase II cis-regulatory region sequence-specific DNA binding; DNA-binding transcription factor activity, RNA polymerase II-specific
Source: RefSeq, a predicted model, not a curated record